Molecule: messenger RNA, 504 nt
Organism: Sinocyclocheilus rhinocerous
Lineage: Eukaryota; Metazoa; Chordata; Actinopteri; Cypriniformes; Cyprinidae
Product: X-linked interleukin-1 receptor accessory protein-like 2
Exons: 3
Coding region: 73-504 (143 amino acids)
Source: RefSeq, a predicted model, not a curated record
CAAGGCCUCUUGGGAUGAAAGGAUGAAACUGGAGGACAGAGGAGCUGAAACGAAACAAACUCCACGUACUGUAUGAAGGUGUCCAUGUCUCUGACGGUGGAGGAGAGCGAGGAGGGACUCUGCUUCAGCAGCCGAAUACGUUACCAGGAGAGCGCCGAGAUCACCAAGAGCAAAAUGAUCAGCUGCCCUGACAUCGACGACUAUCUCGCGCCCUACAAGCAGCCUAUCAUGACCUGGUACAAGGAGUGUCAGAGGAAAGAGUGGAGGAGCUCCAUCAUCAUCAACACCACCAGUCUCUGGAUCCCGGAGGUGCAGGAGGACGACGGAGGAAACUACACCUGUGAACUCAAAUAUGGCAGCAGAGUUGUGAGACGGACCACAGAGCUCAAAGUCACAGGUAUGUGUUCAAGCUCAUUCAGCUCUAACGCUGUGAGUGCGGCGCAUCGAAAGCAAGCAGAACCUGUUAGGAUCAAUGGCGGCGUCUACUCUGGAUGUGUCAUGUAG